CUGAAGAGCGGAGCGAGCGAGCGCGCGGCGCGAGAACCUCGGCCCGCGCGCCUUCUACUCCUCAGCCGCGGCCUCCUCGUGCGCACCCGCGGCCCCCAGCAUGUCGGCGGCGGCGGCCCCCGCCGCAGAGGGAGAGGACGCCCCGGCGCAGCCCGCGUCCGAGAAGGAGCCCGAAAUGCCGGGCGCCAGGGACGAGAGUGAGGAGGAGGAGGAGGAGGAAGAGGACGAGGACGAGUACGAGGAGGAAGAAAAAGAAAAGAGCCUCAUUGUGGAAGGCAAGAGAGAAAAGAAGAAAGUAGAGAGAUUGACAAUGCAAGUGUCUUCCUUACAAAGAGAGCCAUUUACAAUUGAACAAGGGAAGGGUCAGAAACUAUGUGAUAUUGAAAGGAUACAUUUCUUUCUGAGUAAGAAAAAAACAGAUGAACUUAGAAAUCUACACAAACUGCUUUACAACAGACCAGGCACAGUAUCCUCAUUAAAGAAGAAUGUGGGUCAGUUCAGUGGCUUUCCAUUUGAAAAAGGCAGUACCCAGUAUAAAAAGAAGGAAGAAAUGCUGAAAAAGUUUAGGAAUGCGAUGCUAAAGAGCAUCUGUGAGGUUCUUGAUUUAGAGAGAUCAGGCGUGAACAGCAAACUAGUGAAGAGGAUCUUGAAUUUCUUAAUGCAUCCAAAGCCUUCUGGCAAACCAUUGCCAAAACCCAAAAAAUCCUCAAGCAAAGGUAGUAAAAAGGAACGGAACAGUUCUGGAACAACAAGGAAGUCAAAGCAAACCAAAUGUCCUGAAAUUCUGUCAGAUGAAUCUAGUAGUGAUGAAGAUGAGAAGAAAAAUAAGGAAGAGUCUUCAGAAGAUGAAGAGAAAGAAAGUGAAGAGGAGCAACCACCAAAAAAGACAUCUAAAAAAGAAAAAGCAAGACAGAAAGCUGCUGCUAAAAGUAAGAAGUCUGUAAAAAGUGCUAAUGUUAAGAAGGCAGAUAGCAGCACCACCAAGAAGAAUCAAAACAGUUCCAAAAAAGAGUCUGAAUCUGAAGAUAGUUCUGAUGAUGAACCAUUAAUUAAAAAAUUGAAAAAACCACCUACAGAUGAAGAGUUAAAGGAAACAGUGAAGAAAUUACUGGCUGAUGCUAACUUGGAGGAAGUCACAAUGAAGCAGAUUUGCAAAGAGGUAUAUGAAAAUUAUCCUGCUUAUGAUUUAACUGAGAGGAAAGAUUUCAUUAAAACAACUGUAAAAGAGCUAAUCUCUUAAGCUAGAGGACAGAUGGCUUGUUCUAAGAUUUGAAGAUACGAUUUAUACCAGCAAAGAGAAUGUAUUUUCUUUUUUAAGUCUAUUGUUGGUAGAACUCGCUGCUGACCCUUUUGAGUGUUACAUAUAUUUGAGCUUGCUGUUUUAAAUUGCAUUUCCUUGCAGUUUUCAGUUUAAAGUCUUGCAUGGCAGUAAAUGUUCCUUGCUUUUUAUAGUUGUACGUUUUGGAUUUCUUUAUUGUAAGGUCAUAGAUUUCUGAACUGUUGUGAAUUUUAGUGCACUUAAUGUUAGCUUAAGACACUUUUAAUUGAAGCAAAAACUAUAUAACUAUAACCAGCAUUUAUACGUGCAGAGACUAUUGCAGUAUUUAGUAUAUGAGAUAUUUUGAAUACACCUUCUGUCAGUGUGAAAACGUAGUGGCAGUUUCUUCAUCAUAUUAGAGCACAGCUGUUCAGAUGACCGAGUUGGAACUUUUCACGCAUGCAUAUAUAUGUCAGGUUGUCAGCAUGACAGAAGUGACAGAUGUUAUUUUUGUAUUUUUAAAAACCAAUUUGCUGUAUAUAAUUUUUUUUUAAUUUCUUUUGUGCAGAUCAAUUUUUAAACUCAUGUAGGUAGAUGUCUUGUAACUAAAGAAUGUCAGUGUUCAGCCAGGCAGCAUAACAGAGCAGUUAGUUCAGUGUUGCAGCACUGAAGGACUGUCCAGUUCUGCUUUGCCCUGAAAGUGUCAUCAAUUUUUGUGGUAUGUUAAAAGUGUCAUAGAAAUUUUAUAUUGAGGAUAAACCAAAAUCAACACAUAGAGUUUCAAAAACUGGGGAAGGGUGAGCACACUUGGCUUAUAUAAGUGAACUGGUAGUAACUAAACUUUGACCAUAUAAAUCGUAGAUACCUGACUUCCUUCAUAAUUAUGAUUGAAAGUAUCACCAGAUGUAAUGCCAGAAGAUAGUAUAAAAGUUAUCAGAUGGUAAUGCCGGGAAUGUAGGUAUCUUUGAAAGUAUUUCUCAAAAAACCAUACAUUAAAUUUCUUUGAAGUAAGUAUUAUGGAAUCAAGGCUGUUUGAUUUUAAAUUUUGGUCAAUCAAGAUUUUUAGGUGAUAAACAUGGACUGUCCCUGAAUUUUAAUUUUGUCUUUUGACUGUCCUGAGAAAUUAUUUCUGAAUUAUAAAAAUAAGCUGCUUGACAAUUGAUGUACCAACUGAGUAUUUAAUUUUCACAUCGUAAAUCAAAUAUAUUAAAAUAAUGUUGAGCAUUAACAGGUAUUUUUACAUAUUCGACUUUAGUAUGCUUAGAGUGAAAUGGAGGAAGUAACUAAAUGAGGACUAAAAAUUGGCCUUUACUUUUAAAUAAUUUGUUAUAAAUCUUGGCAAUAAAGAUAAAUUGAUGUUUUAAAAAAAACUAUGAUACUGGAGUUAUUAUUGAGAGAUUUUAGACAGAGGGUCCUUUUUAUCUUUUCCAUGUAUGAGCAUAUUGUUAGCUGGCUUUAUUAUAGACACCUUUAUACCAUAAACAAUAAUAGCCUGUAUUGGAAAUAGUUUACCUUUUAGCUGUUUUCAAGCUCAUAUUGUCUUUUUCCUGGGUUCUGUUGUUCUCUUUCUCUCUGUCACAAAGUCAGGAGUCCAGCCUGACCCAAGAUAGAAGCUCUGGAGGAAGCUGAGAGAAAUAUAUUUUGGGCUGAAGCAAGCUGUCUCCAGAGCCAGCUUUUCAGUGAAAUAAAACAGCCUGUGACAAUUUUUCAAUAUUAUGCAUAUCCCAAAGACAUUUGAAUUUCUCUAAGACUGAGCCCAGUGAUCUGCUCCUCCAUAACCAGUUUGUGUGUAUCUGCAGAUGGGGGCAGCAGCCUGAAGAGACUAACAAGUAACUGAAAAUAGAAAUAAAAGCAAGAGUAUCUGAGCUUGGUGGGGCAGAAACAAAGGCAGACCAAAGACAUAAGGCAAAGAAGUCGCCAGAACAAAAAGAUCACCCUAUCUCAGUUAGGGAAAGCAGGCUUGGAGAUCCAGUAGAAACAGCAGGCAUUAGGGCCCAGUGUAGAUUUUAUCUCCACUUUCCUUCCAAGCUGUAUUUAGUUUAGGCUCUGGGUGUGGUUGUAGGUGUGAGCUAAGUGGUAGGAAUGAGAAGGCUGGGGAGAAGGUCACAUGGGGGAGAGGCCUCAGACCCUUUGCCAUGUAGUUUGAGACGGUUGUCUAGAUAUGUCAGAAUGUCAAAAUUGAAAGUUUUGAAUUGGGACCAGAAAUGGCCAUCAUUGAAAGAGUACUGUGGCCAGAUUUGAGUAGAUAACUAAGUGAGUUUGGUGGUCUGGAACUCGCUAAGCUGGAGCUUUUAGAGCCCAUUUAAAAAAUUUGGUUUGAAUUUUAAAUGACAGGCAGAACUGGCAGAAAGUCUUAUCCUACUGCCUAAGGCAUCCCCAGGCUUAAGGGAAAGAUGAAAAUUAAAACUGAGAGUUGGGGUGGGGGUCACCACACUCAAAAGGCUACAGGAGUUCUCAAAGUUAGUUAACUGUGAGAGGUUCCUGGAAUCUCUUGUGAUCCGAGAAGGAAUGGGAAGUUCUCAGAGCUUCUGGUGUCUGGUUGACACAUCUUUGAGUCAGAUCCAGAUGGAUGGUUACCUUGUCCUGUAGAAUUUGUGUGUGUGGAUAGCAGUGACCAAAUGGUGAAAGACCUCUUAGCCUGAAGUUCAGAGAAUGUUGGAGGAAGAGGUCAAAGGAAGGGUCGGGGGAAGAUGAAUGGGGAGGAUUCAGAGAAGAGAAGAGAAGAGGAUUGGUGUCAGUCUGGAUUUACACAGAGCACCGACAAAGUCAUAAGAAUUGAAAUUCCAUCCAUAGAACUUGCACUAUUCAUGAAGGCAGAAUUAGGACUGGUGGCUGUUUAGCCUAUAUAUUGAAUGUCUUGGGUCAGUGUUCUAUUGCUGUGAAGAGAUAACAUGACUAAGGCAACUCUUAUAAAAGAAAGCAUUUAAUUGAGGGCCUGCUUACAGUUUCAGAUGAUUAGUCCAAUAUCAUCAUGGUGGGAAACAUGGUAGCAUACAGGCAGAAAUGGUGCUGAAGAAGUAGCUGAGAGAUACACCCAGAUCCACUGGCCAGGAGAGAGAUUCUGGGCUUGGAAUGGGCUUUUGAAACCUCAAAGCACACCUCUGGUGACAUACUUUCUCCAACAAGGCCAUACUUCCUAAUCCUCCUAAUCCACUAAUUCAAAUAGUGCAACUCCCUAGUGAUCAAGCAUUCAACUCUAUUAGUCUCUGGUGACAUACUUUCUCCUAUGGGGCCAUUCUUCAAACCAUCACAGUGAGAUUAUAGGGUGUCUGUGCUCCUGAAGGAAUUACCUGUAGGAAGGAGGAAGGAGGGAUUUCUGCCCAGCGGACCUGAAAAGGAUCCUGGGUUUUGGCACCAGAUGUAAGAAAAAUGAGGCAAAGAAGCAGACAGAUUGAUCUCAACAUGCUCAAACUGCUUUAUUGGAACAGAAAGAGGUCCUAAGCUUUCUGUGGGAUUAAGGUUGAGCACAUUUAGAGGGCCUGAGGGACAUCUAUCUAUCUAUCUAUCUAUCUAUCUAUCUAUCUAGCAGGAAGUUACAUCUAUUCUUUUGUGGUUUGGUUAGAAGUAGGGUACCUUGUUUUUAAUAGCCAUAUUGUUUCUACAGGUUGAUCAGAACAGUCAGACUGGGGCCAAGCAAUUCUUUAUGGCUAGAGGACAUUGCCCAGUACAGCCUGACUCAGUUCCUCAUGACCUGAGGCUAUUACCCAACACAGUAAAGUCAAAAUAUUCCUAAAAUAUGAAGAAAUAAAACAGAAGAAAAGAAAAUAUUGUUCCCCCACCAUAGAAAAAGUUCAUAUUCUAGUUUCAUUCUGUUGCUGUGAUGAAACACUCUGACCAAAAGCAACUUAAAGAUGGGAAGGCUUUAUUUCAGCUUACAAUUUCAAGUCACAAUCCAUCAUUAAGGGAAGUCAGGGCAGGAAAUGAAGCAGAAACUAAGGAGUAACAUUGCUUAUUGACUUGUUUUCUCACUUGCUCAGCUAGCUUUCUACUAUGCCCCAGGCCCACCUGCCUAGAGAUGGUGCCACCCACAAUGGGCUGGGCCCUCCCACAUCAAUCAUCAACCAAGACUGUUUCUUGCUGAUGUGGCCACAGGCCAAUCUAAUCUUGGCAAUUCCUCAAUCAAAAUUGAAGCUAGCUAGGAUAUUGCAUAAGCAAAAGAAAAAGGCACACACAUUAUGUGAAGGGAAAUAAAUGAAAACAUGAAAAACAUAAAAAUGCAGUAAAGAGGCUCACUAAGCAUCUAAGGAGAAAAGGGGAAGGAAUCAUAAGGGAACAAAAAGAAAAGAUGAGAUGUUGGAGAAGCUUCUUACUGUAUCUUCGAAUAUUGGAUACUGCCAGUUAUCAUGGGGGUUGGGGAUGGUCAGUUAAACCUGUGUGCUCUUGUCUUUCCUGUGGCUUAUGGUGUUGUGGAGUGAGCAUUGCAUGAGUGUUUGAUAUCCAUCAUCUUCCUCUUUGGUUGUUUCUCUCCCUUACAUAGUAGGAUGAGCUGAUCUGUUAACCACAUUUAGCUUUUCAUUCUGCAGACUGGGAAGAUCCUCUCAGCCCCGUGACUCCCCAGACAAUACUCCCUGGAGUGGCUAGUGUUUUAGCUGGAGGAUGUCUCCCAAGUGCAUUUGGAGUGUGGGAAGCAAACAAAGCACUGAGACAGGCUCAGGCAGAGGAUCUGUCCUUAUACUUCCCAGAUCUCUUGAGCAUUAAAUCACUCUGCUGAUAUGAGGAAUGCAGCUUUGGGUAUCAUGUACAUCCCUUGAACUUCAGAGAUUUCUGGCCCAACAGCAAUGAAGGGCAGAUGGGUGGCUCCAGAUUUUGACCCACUCUGUGGCCUCAGGCUCAGAGCUUUCAAACUCCAGAACUGUUUGCAGUUGAUGAGAUCUGCUCCCCAGCCACCAAGGGUAGGACUGUCUCUUCUCAUGCUCUUCCCAGCUUAAGCCUGCUACUUGCACCCUUUAAAGGGUUUGUGAGUGUUCAGCCUUCCUGCUCUUCACAACUGCCUCUCUGAGAUUUACCUCACUCAGGGUCUGUGCCAGGCCAACUUGAGGCUUCCCCACUUUUGGAUGUUCCCUCAUCUCAGAACCCACUCCCACAUGGAGGUAGCUCAGUUUUGAACAAUAGGUUCUCCAUCAAGAUGGCUCCUGGCCACUGCCAUCCAGGUCAUAUAGAAUGACAAAAUGGGAUUUCUUUCCACCACUCAUCUAUCUGCUACAUGACCUACUCUUAACAAAAACUGUUAGUAUACGCGAGGCUUGUGAGGAUUGUAGGCUUGUCCUGAGGGUAGGACUGCCUAGAUUCUGUCUUUUGAAAGUGGCUGCUGUUUCCCCUCUCUCUACCAGCUUAUUACCCUGGGUCAUACCAUAUUUUUUUUUUCUCUUCUCUGGUUUCCCUUUCCUUCCUUUCUGGAUUUCCAAAGUUCCUCCUCUAUUUCUCUCUGAUAAAAAGUAUAUUCGUAGAGAACAUAUGGGUCAUCCUUCCUUGUUUUCUGUAAUAAAGAGGCAGGUAUUUGAAUAUACUAUUAGAUAAUCCAUAACACUCAUGUACCUUGCUAACUCCAUCAGGAAUUCAAAAUGAACUCUUACAGAAUUCUAUGUAAAAAAUACGUUUGAAACACUCAUAGGAAAAGAUGAUUUUGCUUUCUGAUUUUGUGGAGGUUCUAUUUUGGAGAUGAUAGAUGUAUUUACAAAAACCUGUUCAAUUACAUGUAACACCUGCUAUGGUAGAAGCAUGGGCUGUGGGAGUUUGGGAUGACGAGACAGGAGAAAAUGAUUUCUAAACUCAGUGGUUAAGGAUAAGAAAGAGUUGGUGAUGGAAAUGGGAAUAAACAGGUAUGUAAAUGAUAUGGGGAAGAAGUGCUAUAUAAAAUCUCUAACUGUACCUUCAUGAGGAAUGAAUAAUAUUUAAUUUUCUAUAGGCCCUUGUUGGAAUGAGUAUUUAAGUUUAUUGCAUAGGUAUAAUUUUAGAGGAUAUUAAAUAAAGCUAUAUAAACCUCAAAAAGGUGUAUUUAUUCUUAUUCUAGUUCUCUCCUUUACCAGCUCACAUAGAGGCAGUCUCCAGUCUGCUAUCUUAUCUCGAAUUUUCUCUAUUUGUCAUUGACCAUAGUAUUUCCCUACAAUGCUCUGGCAAAGGCCAUCCAUGAAUUCCAUGAUGACAUAGGUGCAGUAAGGUCUCCUGUGAGGGCUUCAUUCUUGUCUGAAACUCUCUGACUACAUCCUAAGCAGAUGUUUGGGUAGUCCCUAGCAUGAAACCCACACAGAAGACCUGUGGCCUGUAAUAAUAUAUCUGAGUGGUUGGAAUUUUCAGUUGCAAUAAGAGUUCAACAGAUAGAGCUGAGGCUGGGUCUCAGUGGUAAAGCUUAUGGAAGGCCUUGGAAUUAGUGCCUACCAUCAUUUUUUAAAAUUAUAUACACAAUCAAAACUCUCGACAGGCAAUGCCUAACAAGAUAUAGCAGAACACAUUGUAAACCCAGUUAUUUGGAAAUACAGAGAUGACCAUUCAGAAGAGAAAAUCUGGGGUAUGUGUGAAACAAAGGAUAUCAGAAUUUUAUUUUUCAUCAUAAAAUUCCUAGUACUAUUUGGCAUUCUAUCAAAGCACAUGAGUUAGUUUGGCAACAUAUUGUUAUAGGGUCAAAAUACAACUCAACACACAUAUUAAAUAUGCCUGCCAGCUGAAUCCUACACAGCAACAGAUACAAAUCUGAGCCCUCUUCAGUUCUCAAGAAAAAAUUACUGCUCUAGGUCUUAUGAAGGUAUCUUCUCACUGUUUUACUAACUUUGAAAACAAAGUAUAAGAAGGAGUUGUACCAAGAAAUACAAAGCCAUAUGGUUUAUUCACAAAUGUAGGAUUUUAACAUCAAAAUUGUGAUUUCAGCAAUGUAGAGAAUAGCAAGGACAGUGUAGUUUUUAAAACAUACACUUACUUCAAGAUAUUUUCCUUCUUUCUUUUCCUAAGAAGUCUGCCCAGCAUAGCAGUGAAUGAACGAAACCUUUCCUUUUUAAAGAAGGGUUUCACAUGUCUGAUUUGUGUUUUCUGCCUAUAAACACAGAUCCAUUUCUACAGCUGCAGUCUAGGCUUUCCUAAGUGGAAUGUGAAAUAACAUUCAUGCUGUGGCCCUAUUCCAGACUGACCAAAUCAGGAUCUCUAUGGAGAGAGUUCCUAAAACUGGUUUAUGGUACAGAACUGAGGUUAUGUACAUCUGAGGUUAAGAAACACAAGCAUACACUCCAUUUUAUCUGUCUUGUCUUCAAAUGCAAUCUUGGGCUUUGUAUUAGUUUUCUGUGCUAUAUUUCUUUGAUCAGUUUGUAUCUGUUGAUGAAAUAGAAUACUCUGACUAGAAGCAUCUUGGGAGGAAGCGGUUUAUUUGGUAUACACAUCUGUCUUAGGGUUUUAUUGCUGUGAAGAGACACUAUGACCACAGCAACUCUUAUAAAGGAAACAUUUAAUUGGGGCUGGCUUACAGUUUCAGAGGUUUAGUUCAUUAUCAUCAUGGCAGAACAUGGCAGCAUGCAGGCAGACAUGGUGCUGGAGAAGGAGCUGGGAGUUCUAUAUCUAGAUCUGCAGGUAGCAGUAAAAGAAGUGAGCCACACUAGGCCUGGCUUGAGCAUUUGAGAUCUCAAAGCCUGCCCCCAAUGACACACUUCCUCCAAUAAAGCCAUGACUACAUCAACAAGGACACACCUUCUAAUAGUGCCACUUCCUAUGGCACUAUUCAAACACAUGAGUCUAUGGGGGUCAUUCCUAUUCAAACCAUCACAAUAUUUCAAUCACAGUCCGUCAUUGAGGGAUAACAAGACAGGAACUCAAGCAAGGAAGGAGCCUGGAGGCAGGAACUGAAGCAAAGACCAUGGAGGAAUGCUACUUAUUGCCUUGCUCCUUGUGGCUUUUAAGGUUACUUUCUUUUUUCACCCAGGACCACCUGCUCACAGGUGGCACCACCCACAGUGGGCUGGGUCCUCCCACAUCAAUCAUAAUCAAGAAAAUGCCUCACAGACAGGUCCAUAGACAGUGAUUCUCAACAUGUGGGUCACAACCCCUUUGGAGUCAAAUGACCCUUUCAUGGGGGUUGCAUAUCAGAUAUCUUGCAUGUCAGAUAGUUACAUUAUGAUUCAUAGCAGUAGCAAAAUUACCGUUUUGAAAUAGCAACAAAAGUAAUUUUAUGGUUGGGGGUCACCACAACAUGAGGAACUGUAUUAAAGGGUUACAGUAUUAGGAAGGUUGAGAACCACUGCCAUAGGACAAUAUGAUAGAAGCAAUUCCUCAACUGACAUUCCUUCUUCCCAGAUAAAUCUACAUUUGUGUCAAGCUGACAAAAACUAAUCAACACAGCUUCCAAAGCCUUAUUUUUUGUUGUCAGUUUUUUUCUUUUUAAUGAUGAUGUGCUUUCUCUUUAGAGAGCUAUGUUUGAGAUAUUUAUUUUACAGCCACAUUUAAAGCAAUCUCCAGGAUUCAGUGUGUUCAUUCUCCAUUGUCCCUUUUCCCACUUUCUAACCCAGCAGGCAGAAAGGACUUUACAGGUGGGAAGGCAUCUGAAUACUGUUGUCAUGGAAACCACUCUGAUUCUCAACCCCAGCGGGUCACUAGCUCAGUUAGAAGGCUGUAGAGUGAGACAAUAGCCCUCCCCACUCUGAUUUCUUCCUGGGAAAAGAGGUUGAAGUUGAGAGCUGAGGUUGGUUUCCAGGGAGAUCAAAGCCAGGUAUUUGAGAUUCAUGAACAGAAAAUUACAUACAUAAAAAUUGGUGCACAGGAUUGAUAAUAGGAACCUACCUAUAGAUAUUGGAAUUGCAAGCUGAUAGUUCUAUUCACAUAGAAUAUCUGUUCUUGAUGCUUGUGCAUAUGCAAACAAGUGUACACACACACACACACACACACACA
Molecule: messenger RNA, 10120 nt
Organism: Peromyscus californicus insignis
Lineage: Eukaryota; Metazoa; Chordata; Mammalia; Rodentia; Cricetidae
Product: protein DEK-like
Exons: 1
Coding region: 101-1240 (379 amino acids)
Biological process (GO): regulation of double-strand break repair; chromatin organization
Cellular component (GO): nucleus
Molecular function (GO): DNA binding; histone binding
Source: RefSeq, a predicted model, not a curated record